CCCAUGUUUAUUUUCAUCUUGAAACAGAUUCUGCGAGUUAUUAAAUAAUGUUUAAGCUAGGGGUUUUACUAAUCUUGGCCGUCAUCGUGGUCUUCACCCAGAGCCUUCCCGUUCUGGAGGAAAGCAACAUGGUGGCGGAAUGUCUGGCCUCUAAUAAUAUCAGCCAGGCCGAGUUCCAGGAACUCAUAGAUCGCGCCAGUUCCGAAGAGGAUGAUAUCGAAAACACAGAGCGGCGGUACAAGUGCUUUGUCUUCUGCCUGGCCGAAAAGGGAAAUCUUUUGGAUUCCAAUGGCUACUUGGAUGUGGAAAUGAUCGACCAAUUUGAACCUGUGAGCGAUGAACUUCGAGAAAUUCUCUACGAAUGCAAAAAGUUGCACGACGAUGAGGAAGAUCACUGUGAAUAUGCAUUUAAAAUGGUGACUUGUCUGACGGAAAGCUUGGAGCAGAGCGAUGAGGUCACCGAAGCGGAGAAAAAUUCAAACAAAUUAAAUGAAUAAUCGAACAAAAACUGGUUAAGCUACUUAAACGCAAUUGUUUUGCGCCAGUGGGAAAUUCACAAGCAACUCUUUAGUUUCAUUUCAACAAUGUUCACCUACAGACUUGUAUUUAUUGCGCCUCUGAUAUUGGUUUUGAUCAGCAUAGUUAAGGUCUGCUUGACUUAUUUAUCCGCAUAUUAUUUUGGUAUUCUAAAAUAUAAUUUUAUAGGCCCGCCA
Drosophila takahashii is the source of this 713-nucleotide messenger RNA. It is a transcript of the gene Obp57c, whose product is annotated as Odorant-binding protein 57c. Gene Ontology annotation, molecular function: odorant binding. Lineage: Eukaryota; Metazoa; Arthropoda; Insecta; Diptera; Drosophilidae. Gene Ontology annotation, biological process: sensory perception of smell. The record is from RefSeq and is a predicted model, not a curated record.